Molecule: messenger RNA, 5881 nt
Organism: Cervus elaphus (red deer)
Lineage: Eukaryota; Metazoa; Chordata; Mammalia; Artiodactyla; Cervidae
Product: zinc finger protein 665-like
Exons: 4
Coding region: 1317-5180 (1287 amino acids)
Biological process (GO): negative regulation of transcription by RNA polymerase II; regulation of cytokine production; regulation of immune system process
Molecular function (GO): DNA-binding transcription factor activity; RNA polymerase II cis-regulatory region sequence-specific DNA binding
Source: RefSeq, a predicted model, not a curated record
UUCUGUCUUUUGGAGUCGCGCCUGCCUCUCGCAGUCUCCUUUUCUUUGUACCCCGGGUCUGAAGGUCGCUACUGACUCUAAAUCCCCGCUCCCGCCCCACCACCCCCAGUAAAUUCAGACGUCUCCGUAAGCGGCGAAGGGGCGCCUGCCUUUUGCUUUGAAGUCCGCACUGAAGCCGGUUCCACCUUUUGGAACGCUGAAACGUUGCGUUUCGCUCCUUUUUACGACUUAAAACCGUUUACUGACCUCACUGCCUCCUCUACCUUUUCUGCACCACAUACAAUUCUGUUAAGCGAGGUGGUUUCUCCGCUCCACGUUCUUCAGCCUCUCCUUCUCGGGCCCUGGAGGCCUCGCCGGCCGCCCCGCUCCCGCAGAGGCCGUGUUCUCUCCCCGGUCCUGGGAUUCUGGAGAGCCCGCCCCGCUCCUUAGACCCCAGUCCCUCCCAGCCUUUUGUCCUUAAGUCUCCGCAGGCCGGUCCUUCUGACCUUCAGAGUGACUUUUCCCCUGAUCCCUGGUGGCGGGAGGUGACCUGAGCCAGCCACGUGACACCCAUGGUUCUUCGGCCCCAAAUACCAGCCGCCGGAAUUUGGCUCUUGCGGGAGGGCCUUUCUUAUUCAGUCUCCUACCCUGUAGGAGUAGUGGGCGGAAGGCUGGAUCAGGAGAAGCAGAGACAGCGACUCCUAGAGAAAUGGAAAAUUGAGAAAAGCAUGUGGGACAAGUGAUGGCAGUGAAGAGGAUUGUGAGGAACUUGGAAGAGACAGCUUCAUGGAAGAGAAUGAGCCUUGUAGGGAGCGAGUGGGGAAAGGAGAGAAAUUCAGAGAAAAGCAGGAUCUCCGGAGAGUUAACGACACUCUCCUCAGGAUCUCGUGUGGGGCCUCGCCCCAGGAAUGUGCACAGAGCCUCAGAUGAUUCCGAUCUGGAUCCUGCAUUGAGCACCAGGACUCUUAGCCUCCACUUCUGAGACUGAGAUCAGGCCCUGGGGGCGGGGAGGGCACUCUGUUCUGAGUGGGGCUGAACCCCGCCUGCUGUGUGACCUGAGGGGGAUCUUGGGGUGAGUGGAGGUGCCCCCUGCUGCUGUGUGCAUGAGGCCUCACCAGGAGAGGAGUGUGAUCCAAGGAAAUUGUGGGAAAGUCCCUGUUGGACUGUGUGUGGUAGUUGAUUGUCCUGAGUCCCUCCUGAGACAGUGGGCACAGAGGACUGUGUUCCUCCUGGUGAGGGCUUCCCUGGGUGUGUGGUUGGGGCUCAGGAAAGGGAUGUGUUGACUCUAAGCUUUCGACAGCAUGUUUUCAACUUUCAUGAUAGAACUGUGAAGGCUCAUGGACGAAGAAGCCCAGAAGAGGAAAGAACAGGAGUCAGGCAUGGCUGUUUCUCAGGCACAGUUGACCUUCAAGGAUGUGUUCAUAGAUUUCACUCCCAAGGAGUGGGAAUGCCUGGACCCUGCCCAGAGGACCUUGUACAAGGACGUGAUGGUGGAGACCCUCAGGAAUCUGCUGUCUGUAGAUAUGUCUCACAUAGAUAAGAUCAAGAAAUUACAGGCAAAAGUAAACAGUGGUAAAGGGGAGAUUUUUCAAAGAGUGAUGUUUGGAAGAGCUGAACGCCUUGAAAUCAAAGAUUUUCACCUGAGGGACAUCCAGGAAAAUAUACAUGACUUUGAUUGUCUGUGGACAGAUGAUGAAAGAAAUGACAAAGGAAUGUCUACAUCCCAUAACAAAAACCUCACUGAUGGAAGAUAUCAUCCUAGUAGAAGUGAUGUAGGAAAGAGACCUUUUGAGAGGCACGGAUCAAGCUUUCAGAAAAAAUUGCAGGUGGUACAAUCUGAAGGGAUAAUUUCUGAAUGUAGUCAAGUUGUGACAAAUGUCAGGGCCACAGGUUUACCACCUCAGAGAACUCGUAAUGUCUGCAAAGGCUUUUCUCAUAAACAUGAGAAUGGUGUUAUUCAUCCUUCAGAACUGUUACCAGACCAUGAAACACAAAAGAAAAGACCUUACAAAUGUAAUGAGUGUGACAUAACCUUUCUUCGGGACUUAGAACUCACUGGACAUCAAAGAAUCCAUACAGGAGGAAAACCAUAUAAAUGCGACAUGUGUGGCCUGGCUUUUAAUCAAACUACAAAACUUGCAGUUCAUUGGAGAAUUCAUACUGGAGAGAAACCAUAUAAAUGUGAUGUAUGUGGCAAGGCCUUUAAUCAGUCUACACAUUUUGCAGUUCAUCGGAGAAUUCAUACUGGAGAGAAACCAUAUAAAUGUGAUGUAUGUGGCAAAGGCUUUAGUGAAACUUCAAGCCUUGCAGUUCAUCGGAGAGUUCAUACUGGAGAGAAGCCAUAUAAAUGUCGUGUCUGUGGCAAACCCUUUAGGUCAAAUUCAAGCCUUGCAGUUCAUCAGAGAAUUCAUACUGGAGAGAAACCACAUAAAUGUGAUGUAUGUGGCAAAGGCUUUAGUAUAACUUCAAGCCUUGCAGUUCAUCGGAGAAUUCAUACUGGAGAGAAGCCAUAUAAAUGUGAUGUGUGUGGCAAGACGUUUACUCGUACUGGACAUCUUGCUGAUCAUCAGAGAGUUCAUACUGGAGAGAAACCAUAUAAAUGCGAUGUAUGUGGCAAAGGCUUUAGUAUAAGUUCAAGCCUUGCAGUUCAUCGGAGAAUUCAUACUGGGGAGAAGCCAUAUAAAUGUGAUGUGUGUGGCAAGGCGUUUACUCGUACUGGACAUCUUGCUGUUCAUCAGAGAGUUCAUACUGGAGAGAAACCAUAUAAAUGCUAUGUAUGUGGCAAAGGCUUUAGUGAAACUUCAAGGCUUGCAGUUCGUCAGAAAAUUCAUACUGGAGAGAAACCAUAUAAAUGUGGUGUGUGUGAUCACUGCUUUCAACAAAGUACACACCUUGAAAAUCAUCAGAGAAUUCAUACCGGAGUGAAACCAUAUAAAUGUGAUGUUUCUGGAAAGGACUUUAGUCAAACUGCAAGCCUUGCAGUUCCUCAGAGAAUUCCUUCUGGAGAGAAGCCAUACAAAUGCAAUGUAUGUGACAAGGCGUUUCGUCAUACUGGAAGCCUUACUGUUCAUCAGAGACUUCAUACUGGAGUGAAACCAUAUAAAUGUGAUGUGUGUGGCAGGACUUUUAGAGUAAAUUCACACCUUGCUGUUCAUUUGAGAGUACAUACUGGAGAGAAACAAUAUAAAUGUGAUGUAUGUGGCAAGGCCCUUAAUGAAGCUGCAAAGCUUGCAGUUCAUCAGAGAUUCCAUAUGGGAGAGAAACCAUAUAAAUGUGAUAUAUGUGGCAGAGCCUUUAGUCAAGCUGCAAAUCUUGCAGUUCAUCGGAGAAUUCAUACUGGAGAGACACCAUAUAAAUGUGAUGUGUGUGGCAAGGUGUUUACUCGUACUGGACAUCUUGCUGUUCAUCAGAGAGUUCAUACUGGAGAGAAGCCAUAUAAAUGUCAUGUAUGUGGCAAGUCCUUUAGUUCAAAUUCAAGCCUUGCAGUUCAUUGGAGAAUUCAUACUGGAGAGAAACCAUAUAAAUGUGAUAUAUGUGGCAGAGCCUUUAGUCAAGCUGCAAAUCUUGCAGUUCAUCAGAGAAUUCAUACUGGAGAGAAACCAUAUAAAUGUGAUGUAUGUGGCAAGGCUUUUAAUCAGUCUCCACAUCUUGCAGUUCAUCGGAGAAUUCAUACUGGAGAGAAACCAUAUAAAUGUGAUGAAUGUGGCAAAGGCUUUAGUGAAACUUCAAGGCUUGCAAUUCAUCGGAGGAUUCAUACUGGAGAGACACCAUAUAAAUGUGAUGUGUGUGGCAAAAGCUUUAUUGAAACUUCAAGCCUUGUAGUUCAUCGGAGAGUUCAUACUGGAGAGAAGCCAUAUAAAUGUGAUGUAUGUGGCAAAGGCUUUAUUCAAACUUCAAGCCUUGUAGUUCAUCGGAGAGUUCAUACUGGAGAGAAGCCAUAUAAAUGUCGUGUCUGUGGCAAGUCCUUUAGGUCAAGUUCAACCCUUGCAGUUCAUCGGAGAAUUCAUACUGGAGAGAAACCACAUAAAUGUGAUGUAUGUGGCAAAGGCUUUAGUAUAACUUCAAGCCUGGCAGUUCAUCGGAGAACUCAUACUGGAGAGAAGCCAUAUAAAUGUCAUGUAUGUGGCAAGUCCUUUAGUUCAAAUUCAAGCCUUGCAGUUCAUUGGAGAAUUCAUACUGGAGAGAAACCAUAUAAAUGUGAUGUAUGUGGCAAGGCUUUUAAUCAGUCUCCACAUCUUGCAGUUCAUCGGAGAAUUCAUACUGGAGAGAAACCAUAUAAAUGUGAUGCAUGUGGCAAAGGCUUUAGUGAAACUUCAAGGCUUGCAAUUCAUCGGAGGAUUCAUACUGGAGAGACACCAUAUAAAUGUGAUGUGUGUGGCAAGGUGUUUGCUCAUACUGGACAUCUUGCUGUUCAUCAGAGAGUUCAUACUGGAGACAAACCAUAUAAAUGUGAUGUAUGUGGCAAAGGCUUUAGUGAAACUUCAAGCCUUGCAGUUCAUCGGAGAGUUCAUACUGGAGAGAAACCAUAUAAAUGUGAUGUAUGUGGCAAGGCCUUUAAUCGGUCUACACAUCUUGCAGUUCAUCAGAGAAUUCAUACUGGAGAGAAACCAUAUAAAUGUGAUGUAUGUGGCAAAGGCUUUAUUGAAACUUCAAGCCUUGUAAUUCAUCGGAGAGUUCAUACUGGAGAGAAGCCAUAUAAAUGUGAUGUAUGUGGCAAAGGCUUUAUUCAAACUUCAAGCCUUGUAGUUCAUCGGAGAGUUCAUACUGGAGAGAAGCCAUAUAAAUGUCGUGUCUGUGGGAAGUCCUUUAGGUCAAAUUCAACCCUUGCAGUUCAUCGGAGAAUUCAUACUGGAGAGAAACCACAUAAAUGUGAUGUAUGUGGCAAAGGCUUUAGUAUAACUUCAAGCCUUGCAGUUCAUCGGAGAACUCAUACUGGAGAGAAGCCAUAUAAAUGUGAUGUGUGUGGCAAGGCGUUUACUCGUACUGGACAUCUUGCUGAUCAUCAGAGAGUUCAUACUGGAGAGAAACCAUAUAAAUGCGAUGUAUGUGGCAAAGGCUUUAGUAUAAGUUCAAGCCUUGCAGUUCAUCGGAGAAUUCAUACUGGGGAGAAGCCAUAUAAAUGUGAUGUGUGUGGCAAGGCGUUUACUCGUACUGGACAUCUUGCUGUUCAUCAGAGAGUUCAUACUGGAGAGAAAUCUUAAAAAUGUGAUGUGUGGCGGCAAGUACUUUAGUCAGACUGCAAAAUUGUUCUUCAUUGGAGAAUUCAUACUGGAGAGAAACCAUAUAUAUGUGGUGUAUGUGGCAAGGUGUUUGUUUGUACUGUUAACCUUGGUAUUCAUCAGAGAGUUCAUACGGGAGAGAAACCAGAUAAAUGAGGUAUAUCUGGCAGGGCUUUCAGUGUGAAUGCAAACUUUGCAGUUCAUCAGAGAAUUCUUACUGGAGAGAGCCUUAGAAAUAUAAGAAUUGUGACAAACCAUUUAGGCACAGUCAUCCAUAACAUCAUCAGGCAGUUCAGACAGUAGAGAAACCAUAUAAAUAUGAUGUAUAUGGCCGGUGCUUUACUUGAAAUCACGAACUUAGAAUCCAUCGGAGAGUUCAUACUAAAGAGAACCAUUAGAAAUGUGACAGUUGUGAGAAACAUUUUAUUAAAAAAAUUUUUGUUCUUAGUAUAUAUUUCUACAGUUUAUUAAAUAAUGACACAAGAUUUAUGCCACAUUUUCCAACAGUGUUUAAAUAAAGAGUUCAAAAUAUAAAGGCUUAUGAAAACUUUUAUAGUCUUUAUAUAACAAUAAACACUAUUUCUGGUGUAUGAAUAAAUACAGAAAACAGAAGCCAUUCUUUAUAUCACAAUCAGCCAAACUUAGCCAUCAAUGAUUAUACAAAUCCACAAGCAAACAAACAA